GGUGAGGGCGGGGCGCCGCCUCCCUUCACCCGGCGGCCCUGCGAGGGGAGGUCUCGCGAGAGGUGGGCGCGGGGCCGCGCUGCUCCCGCCGCCCCGCAGAGGACACGGCCAAGAUGGCGGCGGGCCGGGCGCUGCGGCUCCUGGCGCCCCUCGGCUGCCGCCUCCCGCAGCACGGCCCCGCCGCACGGCGCCUGCUGCAGCAGCCCCGCCGCGGCCUCCGCCUCUCCGCCGCCGCCGCCAUACAGGUGACGGUGAGGGACGCGCUGAACCAGGCGCUGGACGAGGAGCUGGAGCGGGACGAGCGCGUUUUCCUGCUGGGGGAGGAGGUGGCCCAGUACGACGGUGCCUACAAGAUCUCCAGGGGGCUGUGGAAGAAGUACGGGGACAAGAGGAUCAUCGACACCCCCAUAUCCGAGAUGGGCUUCACGGGAAUCGCCGUUGGCGCCGCCAUGGCAGGGUUGAGACCAGUGUGCGAGUUCAUGACGUUCAACUUCUCCAUGCAAGCAAUCGAUCAGGUCAUCAACUCGGCUGCCAAGACGUGCUACAUGUCCGCGGGGUCCAUCCCCGUGCCCAUCGUCUUCCGGGGCCCCAACGGGGCGUCUGCUGGCGUGGCUGCCCAGCACUCGCAGUGCUUCGCGGCGUGGUACGGGCACUGCCCGGGACUCAAAGUUGUUAGUCCUUGGAGCUCAGAAGAUGCCAAAGGUCUGCUGAAAGCGGCAAUCCGGGACGAUAAUCCAGUUGUGAUGCUGGAAAACGAAUUGCUGUAUGGUGUUCCCUUUGAAAUGUCUGAACAGGCACAGUCAAAGGAUUUUGUUGUUCCAAUUGGAAAAGCCAAAAUAGAAAGGGAAGGAACUCACGUUACAUUAGUGUCACACUCAAGACCUGUUGGACACUGUUUGGAAGCAGCUGCUGUACUGGCCAAAGAAGGUGUAGAAUGUGAGGUGGUAAAUCUGCGCACCAUUAGACCAAUGGAUAUCGAAACGGUGGAAGCCAGCGUUAUAAAGACAAACCACCUUGUAACUGUAGAAGGAGGUUGGCCACAGUUUGGAGUAGGAGCUGAAAUCUGUGCCAGGAUCAUGGAAGGAUCUGCCUUUAACUACUUGGAUGCUCCAGCUGUGCGUGUUACCGGUGCAGACGUUCCUAUGCCUUAUGCAAAAAUUUUAGAAGAUAACUGCAUACCUCAAGUGAAGGACAUAAUAUUUGCAGUGAAGAAAACUUUGAAUAUCUGAGUUGUAAAUACAUGUUUUAAAGUCCUGCUUUAAAAAGCAUUAAUGGUGUAAGGCAAGUUGUAUGCAUAACUUUGUUGUAUAGCUACAUUCUUUUGUACAGUAAAGUACAGUGAUCUCCCAGAAUAUUUAUAUGGCUACGUGUAACAGGGUUACCCUCUAAGCCACACGUGAUAUAAGCAACAAUGUGGUAAUGCUUGUCUGUUAGUCAGCUUGUACUUCAGCUGUACAGGUGGGUUAGGAUCUCUCUAUGUAUUCAAAAUUCACAGGGAAGAAAAAAAGCACUUGAAUUUCUGCUUGGCUUGUAAUUAUUAGACUACCUGGGUUUAACUGACUGUGAUGGUGGAUGAGUGCAAAAGGGUAGUAAAAGAGGAAUUUGCCCUGAAUUUAGUCCUGGAACGCUGCACAGCUCUCUAGGAGCUAUUUGCAAGGCUUAUUGAUGGUGAAGAAUCAAACUGGAGUUGAGCAAAGCCUUGCUUUCAGCAAGUGCAACUAUCUGUACAAAGUGGCCUGUGGUAUGGGUUAAGAGAGAACUAAUGUGCUUAGUUUGGAAAGUAUUCUUUCAUUACACAGAAAAGCUUCUGCACGCAAGCUUAAAUAAAGAUCCUGAUCCUCUUCGGUAUGCAAGGGGAAAUACUAUCUAUUUAUUCUUUAGUAGCUGUCACAUACAUCUUCUUUACUAGCUGCCACGUACAGCGAUAAAACACUCAUAUUUUUUUGCUUUUAUGUAGUUUUUUUUUAAACUUGCCGGAGGGACUAACAAGGGAAUGCUCAAACAAUAGUUCUUACAUGGGGGGGGAAAAAAGGUAUUUUAUUCAGAGUUGGGUAAUAAACUAUUUAUUCAAAAGUAGUAGUUGCACAGAUUGUGUCUAAAGAGCUGGGAAAGAGUUGUGGUAGCUUUAAACUGCUUAAGCUGCAACCACAUACCGGGGUUUAGCUAAGGGGCUAUUCCUGACAGGUAGGUUUUGGUCAGCAGCUCCUGUUACUGUCCUGAUAAGAGAGUAAGCAUUGCCUGUAGCAGUCUGCAGCAUGGCUUGCUCUAUAGUCAGGAAAAGCUGCCUUUCCCCUGAGCUGUUGGAGAGGAGAUACUUACCUCUCUUAAGCAGACGGGAGAGCUUAGGUCCUAUUUCAGUUACAAGCCAGGAAUACCUCUCAGGGUAUUUCCCGGUAGCAGAAGUGCUAUUAGGCUCUUAGAAGUCUGACUUGCAAGCAAAAUUCUACCAGAAUACAUCCACCACCACACUGCAGGAGGAAUUCCAUUAACAUUUUAAUAAAAAUGACUGAAUAUCACAGGUUACAUGAAACUUUGUACAGACAUUCUCUGCAUAGUAACAAACACUGAUGUAUCUGAAUUUAAAAAAUGGAUUAUCUAUAAUCCUUUAAAGUGCAAUUUAAGGUUUUAGUCAAAUCAAAAAGGAUCUUUCAAUAAAGUUUACGCUGUAAAA
This is a messenger RNA of Cygnus olor (mute swan), 2671 nucleotides long. It is a transcript of the gene PDHB, whose product is annotated as pyruvate dehydrogenase E1 subunit beta. The coding region runs from base 114 to 1229 and encodes 371 amino acids. Gene Ontology annotation, molecular function: pyruvate dehydrogenase (acetyl-transferring) activity. The record is from RefSeq and is a predicted model, not a curated record. Lineage: Eukaryota; Metazoa; Chordata; Aves; Anseriformes; Anatidae. The transcript is spliced from 9 exons. Gene Ontology annotation, biological process: pyruvate decarboxylation to acetyl-CoA.